AGGAACUGCCGGGGAAACCCCAACUGCCUGGUGGGCAUUGGGGAGCACGUCUGGCUGGGUGAGAUAGAUGAGAACAGCUUCCACAACAUUGAUGACCCCAACUGCGAGCGCCGCAAGAAGAACGCGUUCGUGGGCUUAACGAACCUCGGCGCCACGUGCUACGUGAACACUUUCUUGCAGAUGUGGUUUCUCAACUUGGAGCUCCGGCAAGCCCUCUACUUGUGUCCCAGCACCUGCAGCGAUUACGUGGCUGGAGAGGGCAUCCCAAAAGACAAAGACUAUGAGCCUCAGACCAUUUGUGAACACCUCCAGUACUUGUUUGCCUUGCUGCAGAACAGCAAAAGGCGAUACAUCGAUCCCUCUGGGUUUGUCAAAGCGCUGGGCUUGGACACUGGGCAGCAGCAGGAUGCCCAGGAGUUUUCAAAGCUGUUCAUGUCACUGCUGGAAGAUACUUUAUCCAAACAAAAAAAUCCAGAUGUUCGAAACAUAGUGCAAAAGCAAUUCUGUGGAGAGUACGCCUAUGUCACAGUCUGCAACCAGUGUGGCAGGGAGUCCAAACUCGUGUCUAAGUUUUAUGAGCUGGAGUUAAACAUCCAAGGGCACAAGCAGUUGACAGACUGUAUAACGGAAUUUCUUAAGGAAGAAAAAUUAGAAGGGGACAAUCGUUAUUUUUGUGAAACUUGUCAGAGUAAGCAGAACGCCACGAGGAAGAUCAGGCUGCUAAGUCUUCCCUGCACACUCAACCUGCAGCUGAUGCGUUUCGUGUUUGACAGGCAAACUGGCCAUAAGAAAAAGCUGAACACCUACAUUGGCUUCUCCGAGCUGCUUGACAUGGAGCCUUUUAUGGAACAAAAAAAUGGCAUCUACGUGUAUGAACUUAGUGCUGUCCUCAUACACCGUGGUGUGAGCGCGUACUCGGGGCACUACAUCGCCCACGUGAAGGAUCCGCAGACGGGCGAGUGGUACAAGUUUAAUGACGAAGACAUAGAAAAGAUGGAGGGGAAGAAACUGCAGUUGGGGAUUGAGGAAGAUCUAGCGGAGCCUUCUAAAUCCCAGACUCGUAAACCUAAGUGCGGGAAAGGGACUCACUGCUCGCGCAAUGCUUACAUGCUGGUGUACAGGCUGCAAACCCGGGAAAAAUCUCUGACAAUCGAAGUACCAG
Messenger RNA from Cariama cristata (Red-legged seriema), 1162 nucleotides. RefSeq names its product ubiquitin carboxyl-terminal hydrolase 48-like. NCBI's taxonomy places the organism in Eukaryota, Metazoa, Chordata, Aves, Cariamiformes, Cariamidae. Gene Ontology annotation, cellular component: nucleus; cytosol. Gene Ontology annotation, biological process: protein deubiquitination. The annotation marks the transcript as partial. The record is from RefSeq and is a predicted model, not a curated record. The transcript is spliced from 9 exons. Gene Ontology annotation, molecular function: cysteine-type endopeptidase activity; cysteine-type deubiquitinase activity.